Rangifer tarandus platyrhynchus (Svalbard reindeer) is the source of this 1098-nucleotide messenger RNA. Lineage: Eukaryota; Metazoa; Chordata; Mammalia; Artiodactyla; Cervidae. The record is from the annotation of a GenBank genome assembly.
CUGGUGUGCAGACGGGCUGGAAAACAGCUGUGGCUGGGGAAGUGCGUGGGCCUCAGAGUCCAGAGGGGAUCGGCCGGCUCUGCCUUCAGCAGGAGCCAGCAUCUGUGCCGGAGGCCUGCGUUCGAAGGGGACGCUCAGGAGGUGCUCCUCCGUGGGGCUGGCCCUCCACCACCCUCCUCUGCUCCGCAGGAAGGGCUGCUAGGGGGCUGGGGCCGGCCUGCGGCGGGGGCGGGGGGUGGGGGGGAGACAGCAGGGGGCCCAAAAGGGGCGGGUGGGGUGCAGAGCGUGGAGGCUCCAGGGAAGGAGAGCAGACAGCUGGCCUGGCCUCACAGGUCAGGGGAUUCCGAGAGAGAAAGUGCACGGGGAAGUGAUGCUGGAAGCAAGGGUCUGCCGAAAACAGGAAAAGGAGUGCUAGACACGCCAUCUGGAAAACCCAAAGGGCAGAAUGAAAGGGGGGAGGAUGCGGGUGUGCGGCAGACCCCGGGGCUGACCACGGCCAGCCGGGGGCCAGGGCGCACGGAGGCAAACAGCCCGGAUUCCUGCAGUCCUCGGGAGGAAGCCCCCGGGCUCAUCACAGGCGCAAAGGGCGUCAGCCGGUGCACGGGGCUCCCGGUGCUGAGUGCCUCCGACUUCCCCGGGGCACCGGCUGGCAAAGACCCUCUCGUUCCUGCCAGGGUCCGAGAGGGCCUGACUGCACCAGAUGUGAUGGGAAUCAGCAGGACCAGCAGAGGUGCCUGUCAAGUCAGCUUCCCAGUCAUCACAGCCGCGUGUCGCCGUCAGAACGAGCAGCCCGCCUUAGGACGGAGCGAGGCUCUGCUGUGUCAGGCGACGCGCCUGGAGUCAUCACGGGGGAGCUGCAGCAGCUCGGGAACACCGCUCACAAAGACUGAGGCGCGCGCCCUGGGAUGGCUAAGGAUGACUGCACUCCCAGGGAACAGUUACCAUCCACGCUUUCGAAUGGCCCCCUUUCUGCCUCCUCUCGGGCCCUGUGAGGCGUCACAAAAUCACCAUGCGGUGGUGGUGAAGGCAGUGUGCGCUGACUUCCCCCAUGCCUGCUUCCACAGCUCCACGAGGGGCCUCUGCUUGCGCUUCCUGUAG